AUGGAUUACCUGAUGCUACUUACUUUAACAAUUGUGACUUGCAAGCCUAGUGAAGAUAUUGAUAUAAAAAAACUUGAAAAAUUGAUGACGAGGCUGACUGCUUUAACGGGAAAACAGGUGGAUGAUCCUGGUCUUGAUAGCGCUCUUGGAAGCGCUAUCGAAGGAUUGGCAGAAUUGAAGACAGAUUCGUCAUCAGAAAUUGUGAAUUCGGAUUUGGACAGUGAAGAAGUAAAGAGGUAUUUUAAAGAAUUGGCCAAAAAGGAAGAAAGAAUGUAUAAGAAAGCCAUUCGACAACAAAUAAGCGAGGAAGCGAUGUGGCAGAUAUUUCUCUUCAGUUCUAUAGUAUUAUUAGCUAAGACGACUGAUGGAAGAUAUGAAAAUGUGAACAUUAAGCAGGAUUGGUGGGAAACUGCUGUUUUUUAUCAGAUAUACCCCAGAUCCUUCAUGGACAGCGAUGGAGAUGGUGUGGGAGACUUAAAUGGAAUUACAUCAAGACUUGAAUAUCUCAAGGAAUUGGGAGUUGACGCCACAUUGCUGUCGCCUAUCUUCAAAUCUCCGAUGUACGACUUUGGUUACGACGUAUCAGAUUAUUAUUCAAUUCAACCUGAGUAUGGAACUAUGGAAGACUUCGAACAACUUCUCAAAAAAGCAGGCGAACUGAACAUAAAAGUGAUUCUGGAUUUUGUACCAAACCACUCCAGUAACGAGAGCGAUUGGUUUAUAAAGUCAUCGAACAGGGACGAAUAUUAUAGUGACUGGUAUAUUUGGGAGAAUGGUCACUUAAAUGAGCAUGGUCAGAGGAGCCCGCCGAAUAAUUGGAUCAGUUUGUUCAGAAAAAGCGCUUGGACUUACAUGCCGUCUCGUGAUCAAUAUUACUUUCAUCAGUUUGGUAGCAGUCAGCCUGAUUUCAACUUCAGAAACCCCGUUGUUGUUGAAGAGAUGAAGAACAUAAUAAAAUUCUGGCUAGAAAAAGGAGUCGCUGGAAUGAGAGUGAAUUCUGUCAAUCUGUUCUUCGAAGUCGACAAAGAUGUUUAUGGUGGAAGAUACCCCAAUGAGCCAAAUACCGGUAAACCAGGAUUGGGUCCAGACGACUAUGGGUUCUUAGACCAUAUUUACACAAGAGAUCAAGAGGAGACUUAUGACAUGGUGUCUCAACUUCGAGAUGUGUUUGAUGCUAUCACUAUCAGAGAUAAUUUAACUAGGGUAAUGAUGACGGAGGCGAAUACGAAUAUCAAAAAUGCAGUGAGGUACUACGGUGAAGGCAUUCAUACUGGCGCUCAUAUUCCAUUCAAUUUCGCUCUCAUCGCGGAUCUAGACAAAGACUCGGACGCCAGGGACAUUAAGUACGCGGUUGAUAGAUGGCUUACGUACAAACCUUUGAAGAAACAAGCCAACUGGGUGACUGGAAAUAAUGACAAGAGCAGAGUAGCAUCGAGAUUCAGGCCUGAACUGGUGGAUGCCUUCAACAUGCUUGUUCUUUUGCUGCCUGGGAUCGCUAUCACUUACAUGGGCGAAGAAAUAGGAAUGGUAAAUGGAUUCGUGCCGUGGAGCGAAACGAAGGAUCCUCAAGCCUGCAAUACGGACGACCCUGUUAAUUUCAUCGAAGUGUCCCGCGACCCCGUCAGGACCCCGUUCCAGUGGAGCAGCGGAAAACACGCAGGAUUUUCGACAGCUGAUACGACGUGGCUGCCUGUUGCCGAAGGUUUUGAGCAGUUGAAUGUAGCCGUUCAGAGAUCGGCAGUUCGUUCUCACUACCAAGUUUAUCGUACCCUGACCAAUCUGCGCUUACGACCAGCAUUUAGACUCGGCAGAUUUGAGUCUAUGACACUGAAUAGCGACGUGUAUGCAUUUAAGAGAUGGUACAACGAUGAUACCUAUGUGGUCGUUAUGAAUGUUGGAAAAGUUUACCACGUGGUCAAUCUGACUGCCUUCGAUUUGAUUUUUGGUCAGCUAGAGGUUGAAGCUAGUAGUGUUCUCUCCUCUAGAACCUUCAGUGAUACCGUGCAAGCUAACUACUUGGAUUUAGCAGCUGAUGAAGCUCUGGUACUCAGGAUGCAGGUUUAAGUUACUGCGUGAU
Spodoptera exigua (beet armyworm) is the source of this 2077-nucleotide messenger RNA. Lineage: Eukaryota; Metazoa; Arthropoda; Insecta; Lepidoptera; Noctuidae. The record is from the annotation of a GenBank genome assembly.